Molecule: messenger RNA, 3883 nt
Organism: Cornus florida
Lineage: Eukaryota; Viridiplantae; Streptophyta; Magnoliopsida; Cornales; Cornaceae
Exons: 2
Coding region: 3141-3761 (206 amino acids)
Biological process (GO): regulation of systemic acquired resistance
Source: RefSeq, a predicted model, not a curated record
AAAAAAGAGUGCUAAAUCAAUUGCUCAAGUAAAUUGCUCUAAAUUGCUUAAGCGUUGGUGUGUCAGCGUGUGGUUAUUUGUGCUUUCGAUUUGGAUUUUUCUUGCUUAUGGUUUGAAUCGGAUGCCAAAAUUGUUGUGGAUGGGGUGUUAUGUGAUAAGACUUGUCCGUCGGCAAUUGCUUCUCUAUGUUUUGACAUUAAUAGGGACUUGAGGCGAUUUUCAUCUCUUAAGUUGACUUGUGUGUGGCUAGUGUAAUCGGGUGGCUCAUGCUUUGGCAGUUUUGUCGCGGCCUGGGCUUGUGUCAGAUCAGUUGUUGUUUUCUCUUCCUCCUUCCGUUGUCCCUUUUGCGGUGGCGGAUGUUGGGUUUUAGUUGGUUGUGGUAGUUUUUGCUUCCUUUGUUGUGGUUGUCUUUGCCUUGGAAAAAAAAAAAAAAAUUAAUAAAUAAAUAAAUUGCUCUAAAUCCCGAAAAUCCAGGAGGGGAAAAAAAGAAAAGAAAUAUCAGAAUAAAAACCUUGCAAUUUUAGACAGAUCUGUUUUGGAUGUACAUUAGUGUCACAUCAACACGAGACUACCAAUUAAGCCAUUGAAUACAUGGUCUUGACCAAUCACCAUAAAUAUAUGUAUGUAUGUAUGCAUGUAUGAUAUAGAAGGAAAAAGGGAAAACUUGGGUGUGUUGUUGUGAUUGGUAGGACCAUGUUGUCUCAGAUUAUUUAAAGAAUUUUCGGUCAUUCAGGGAGGAAGGUGUAUUAGUCUUCACUUUUUAGGUGAUGCAUUUCUUUCUUUUGUUAAAAACUUAAAAUGAAAGGAAUGAGAGAUUUUUUAUAUUUUUUUUUACUAGUAUACCCUCAUUAUAUAGAUUGAUACACAAUAAUUUUGACAGAAAAUAUUGUCAAUUUAUUCCUUCUUUCUUUCCUUGGGUUCACUUCCAAAGGAGUAAAAAUUUGUGGGACAAGAAUGAUGGCCCAUUUUUCUUUUCUCCUCUUUACUUCCCUUGUUGUUUUCUUCCUUUCCACCAUUUUUUAUACCAAACAAUUUACUUUAAAAUUUGUGGGACAAGAAGGAAGAAAAUUUACUCAUCUUUUUUUUUUUUUUUUUUUAAUCUUUCCUUUGCCCUUUCUUACCAAACAAUUUACACCUUUUUUUUUUUUUUGUCAAAAGUGCAAAAAAAUAUUUGAAUUAUCACCAAACGUGAAAAUUAUCCCCCUAAAUUAUCUAGGGUUGUAAAUCGAAUGCUCAAUCUAUUCCAACGUUGCAAAAAUGACCUUCCCGAUCACUGGAUCACAUUUUUCGACGUUGUUCAUUCACGGGUAGGUAUAUUUUUAAAUAAUGUCUAAAUUAUCCUUUUGAAUGACUAUUAUACCUUUGACAAAAGUGCAAAAAACCCUCUGAACCAUCAAGAAUGUGAAAAAUAACCCCUGAACUAUCUCGGGUUGCAAAUCUAAUCAUGAACUAUACAACUUAUUUUUUUUUUUUAUUAUUUCAAAUUAUUAUUAUUAUUAUUAUUAUUAUUAUUAGUACCACUACUAUUAUUAUUAUUAUUAAAACUAUUUUUUAUUUGAUAAUUUAUGUAUUUAUUAUUAUACUACUACUACUAUUAGUUAUUAUUAUUAUUAUUAUUAUUAUUAUUUUUUAAUAAUUUAUGAGCUUGCAAAAAUUAUUUAUAGGUAUAUGGAUCCAUGAAAUAACUAAUCAAUCAAUUUAUUUUUGUUAUUGUUGGGAAGAAAUCCGCACGGCUUGGUACGACACCGUUUGCUGCAAAACUAAGAUGAUUAAGUCAGUGACCAGUGUGGUGCCGGUCGAAGACACUCUGAUGAUCAAGUUAAUAGGGGUUUAGAGAGAAAAUAAAAUCGUUGUUAAGUGGGAGUUUUUCUCAUACUUUCUUUAAUGGCUUGAUGCCUUAUUUAUGGUUAUCGAUUGGAAUUAAGUUGGUUCAAUUGAUGUUAAUGGUUGAGAUUUACUUUAUCAUCCGAUUUCAUUUAUCCUGUAAAUAUAAUGAUAGCAUGUUUGACGAGAAAAAGUGGUAGGUUAUUUUUUUCCCAUCAGUUAUUAUUUUACAUUAUUAUUAUUAUUACUACUACUAGUAUUAUUAUUAUUAUUAGUUAUUAUUCUUUUUAUUGUUAAUUCGCAGGCAUAAAAUGAUUUACAUAUCUUGCAACUAAGCAAUAUAUUUUUGUUAUGACCUAUUUGGUAUUAUGGAUAUUUUACAUUUCUUGAUAUUAUACAAUUUUUAUAUAAAUUAAUAAGUGGGUUUUUUUUUUUUUUUUUUUUUUAAAUAGUAAUUUUGACCCUCUGGACUAGAUUGGACGCUAAAAAAAUGUGGUCCGAUAUCAAGAGGGUUCUUUUUACAAGGUUGACAUAGAUGAGGGUUCUAGUUCAGAGGGUAUUUUUCACUCUAUAGUUCAUAAGUAUUUUUUUCACUUUUGCCCACUGUUUUCAGAACUUGUAUCCUUAUCAAUUUUAAAUUUAAAGUCUGAAUUCGAAUUGAAAUUCAAAUGCGAUAGAAGUUUGGCUGGGAUUUGGCAUUAAAUUCAAUAUCCACUUGGAUCGAUCAUUAUAUCCAUGUGAUCCCAUCCAAAGAAGAAAGAGGAGUCAGACGACUCGUGAGGGAUGAUGGGUUCGUAAUAGGGAAUUGGGGAAAAACGCGUGGGGACGUGAUGACGUACGAAAGCAUUCCCAUCAACAUGAGCAAAGACGUCACAUAUAUAUACAUAUACUGUAUCUAUAUAUCAAUGUCAGGUAGAGAGUAUGGGCUCUGUCACAUAGAGUUGGUGGGGAAACGUUAGGUUACGGGCCAUAUUACCCUAAACAUGCAGAUUCUUCUGCCACCCACCCAUCGAAUCAAUUUUUGGAAAAUGAUAAACAACCUUUUUUGUUAUCCUGGUGUGAAAUCUUCCACAAAAACACGGCAACAGUACUGAAAUUUUAAUCCUGUGAUACAUAUAUAUAUAUAUAUAUUUGUAUUUUUCUGUUUCUAUCGAUGCACUAAAAACCUUCCCCGUUUGAAGAGGAGAUAUUAUAAUUUGUGUAGAAUAUUUGAUAGGAUUUUGUUACCAAUUAAUGUGAAAAAAGUUACACUUAUUUCACAUUAUUAAUUAAAAUUACACAAAAAAAAAUAAUUAUAUGAUUAUCUAUAGAAAGUAAUGAUAAAAAAUUACAUAAACCAAUUGAAAUUAUCCGAAUUUCAUAUUUCAAAUAAGUUGAAAAUAUUUGAAGAGAAAAUUGAAAUUAGGACGUCACCAUACGUGCUUGGGUGUGUCCGCGCACCUUCGGGAAACCGUGACUCUUCCUCUCUCUCACUCUCUGUAUAUAAAGCAGUCUCAACUGCAAGUAGUUCACCAGUCAACAAGCAAACAUUAUGGUUAUGUAAAACAAUAUUGUGUAGUAUGGAUGGGGAAAGAAGGAAGAGAAAGGUGGAGGAUGAAGAAGACGAGGAGGAGAAGAUGGAGAAGUUUUUUGCUCUGAUCAGAAAUAUCCGAGAGGUGCGUUACCGAAUGACCACCGGCGGCGGAGACACCACGAAGAAGGCAGCCGCAGCGGAGGAGAAGAGGGUUGCCGUUUGGAAGCCGGCGUUCAUACCGGAGGAUUUCAUGGAGGAUUUUGGUGAUCUGUCUAAAGGUGGUAAGGCAGCAACCGUAGCAAUGACGGCUGCAGGUCCUUCUAAGAAGAGUGAAGAUGAAAAUAAAGUAGAAGAUAAAGGAGGUGGCGGCGGCGGCGGUGAUGGCGGUGGUGGCAGCGGCUUAGACCUCAACCUUUCUCUCUAAUGUUUUUAAUUAGUUUUGUUACUGACCAUCAUUGAGGCUGUACUGGUCCAUUACAGAUUUAUAAAUUCAAAAUGACUAAUUUCUGAAUUUAAUAUGAAAUAGGGAUCUAUCUCCUUGAUCAU